AUCUUUAAUGACAUCCUUUCAAAUUCUCUUCGCUACUUUCCACGACCUCGCCGACACGGCCCUCUGCUCUAUCCUGUCUCCUUUCCGUCAUCUUAAGCGCUACAUUUCCCUCGUCAUCCUCUCAGCGACAUCGCUACUAUGCAGCUCUCUACUGCAAUCAUCCUCACCUUGACCGCUUCUCACCUAUCGAACGCCUUUCUUCUCCGUAACGACCGGCAGAUUUCUGCGUUGUCUCCACGCUCAGCGCCUCUCAUAUUUCGAGCUGAUGCCAACCCACCCUUGCCUCGGAAUGAGGUUUGCUUCUACUUGACAGAUGGCCUAAACUGGACGGGUACUGGUCAUAACAUGUGCGGCCAAACCGGCAUUUGCAGUGAGUCUUGUGACCUGUCGUCGGAAGCUCAUCCGCUGACAUGGCCUCUGCAUUAUAAGACCCGUCCCUUCCUGCUCCGCUGUCCUCGAAUGUAGCUUCCGCUGGGCCAUCGGCCAAUCAGACCUGCUUCCUAUACACCGGUGAAAAUUGUACUGGCAAUUCUUCUGCACCGAUCGUGUAUCCAGGAUAUCCCGACCUCAACACCGACAUCGCUUUCAAUGGCUCUACGGUACAAAGCUGG
Molecule: messenger RNA, 611 nt
Organism: Dissoconium aciculare CBS 342.82
Lineage: Eukaryota; Fungi; Ascomycota; Dothideomycetes; Mycosphaerellales; Dissoconiaceae
Exons: 1
Coding region: 139-465 (108 amino acids)
Source: RefSeq, a predicted model, not a curated record